Hydra vulgaris (swiftwater hydra) is the source of this 1480-nucleotide messenger RNA. RefSeq names its product apelin receptor. The record is from RefSeq and is a predicted model, not a curated record. Gene Ontology annotation, biological process: G protein-coupled receptor signaling pathway. NCBI's taxonomy places the organism in Eukaryota, Metazoa, Cnidaria, Hydrozoa, Anthoathecata, Hydridae. Gene Ontology annotation, molecular function: G protein-coupled receptor activity. Gene Ontology annotation, cellular component: membrane.
UUACUUAUUAAUUAGUUUUUUUGUUGAAAAGAAUGAUAAACACCACACUUGAUAUGAUAAACGCCACAUUUUUGACGAACUUAUCUUUAACAAAAACAUUCAAUGAAGAAGUUAAAACUGAAAGAUUUAAUACAGUAAAUAUAACAACCUUAAUACUAUUUUCAGUUAUUUUCUUGGUUGGUACAAUUGGUAAUGCGUUAGUACUUUACUAUUUCCAUGUAAAAGAUAGACAUUUAGGGAUGUCAACCGAAAAGCGCAGAGUUUCUGAGUUUUUGUUUAGCGUGUUAGCAAUUGUCGAUUUUUUUGCUGCUUUUUUAAACCCUAUUUUAUAUAUGUAUUGGAUUGUAACAGAUUAUAAAUGGCACUUAGGUUAUUGGAGUUGCAAAAUACUAGUUCCUUUAGGAACAGUUGCUACAACAAUGUCUGGUGGAAUUAUUGCCGUUCUAUCAUUCGAUAGGCAUCGAGCUAUUGUUUAUCCGUUAAAAAAACAUUUCAAACUUUUUCACAUAAAAAUAAGCAUUGUUUUAGUUCUGUUCUACGCUCUGGUCAUCAACGUUUAUUAUUCCAUAAACAUUUCAUUGAAUAUAAAAAAAGAAUGCUUUGUAGUUGAUCCAAGUAAGAAAGCGUAUAGUAUUCCAACAAUUAUUUACUUUUUGGUAAAUGACAUCACAUUAUUAUUUGUUAUCAAUUUUACCAAUUACCGUAUAGUAUCUAAGAGACUUGUUUUGAGCUCCUCUAGCACCCCAAUAAAAAUGCAGACCAUAAGCGAUUGCAAACGGCGGCAGAAAGAUAAUAACCGAAUUAUUCGAUUAUUAGUAGUCAUGACAAUUGUGUUUUUUAUUUUGACGCUACCAAGAGAUGUUCUUCAUUUUGUAUUCUUGAUGUCAUGGCUAAUAGGUUCAGGUAUAAAUAGAUCAAAAGAAGUACUUAACUUAAACUCUUUUUUGAAAGUUUUUAACGUAGCAAACUCUUGCGUUAAUCCAAUUAUAUUUUACGCAAUGCAUCCAGGAUUCAACAAAUUUAUUAAAAGCAUUUUUUGCAAAUCAAAAUGUCUAUUUCCGAACCGGAAAAUAAGUUUGAACGAAAUGGAAACUUUAGCUGGCAACAAAAGUGUCAUUUAUUAAAAGAAAAAUUUAACGAAAAGUUAUUUAAAAGAAAACUUUUGAAUUGAAACUUAAACAGAUUGAUGACAGAAUGACUUUUUCAUUAUUGUAUUGUUAUUGUAUCAAAGUAAAGUAUGGGACCGUUUUGAGAUUAACGUCAUACAAGUUGUGAAACACAUUUUUUUUUUAAUUAGGUUUUAUAAAUCAUUUUUUAUAGAUAGUAACGCUGUUUGAUUAACAUAUAAAUACAAAAUUAUAUUUGUAAUACUCAGUUUAAUACACUCUUGUUUUUUACAAAAUCAAGUUGUUACUUUGUUUUUAUUGUGAUUGUAUUCAGAUACAUUUUUAAAAUGUUACUUUAUACACAAUCCUUAAAG